CGCGUCCCGGGCGCGCGGCGGCCGGCGGUUGGCGUGCGCGGGCCCGGAGCUCGGUGGGGCGGAGAGAGCCGGCGCCAUGGUGGAGAAGGAGGAGGCCGGCGGCGGCAUCAGCGAGGAGGAGGCGGCGCAGUAUGACCGGCAGAUCCGUCUCUGGGGACUGGAGGCCCAGAAACGGCUGCGGGCCUCCCGGGUGCUUCUUGUCGGCAUGAAAGGGCUUGGGGCUGAGAUUGCCAAGAACCUCAUCCUGGCAGGAGUGAAAGGACUGACCAUGCUGGAUCACGAACAGGUAUCUCCAGAAGACCCCGAAGCUCAGUUCCUGAUCCGUACUGGAUCUGUUGGCCGAAACAGGGCUGAAGCCUCUUUGGAGCGAGCUCAGAAUCUCAACCCCAUGGUGGAAGUGAAGGCGGACACUGAGGAUAUAGAAAAGAAACCCGAGUCAUUUUUCACUCAGUUUGAUGCUGUAUGUCUGACUUGCUGCUCCAGGGAUGUCAUAAUUAAAAUUGACCAGAUCUGUCACAAAAACAGCAUCAAGUUCUUUACAGGAGAUGUUUUUGGCUACCAUGGAUACACAUUUGCCAAUCUUGGAGAGCAUGAAUUUGUAGAGGAGAAGACCAAAGUUGCCAAGGUUAACCAAGGAGUAGAAGAUGGCCCUGACACCAAGAGAGCGAAACUGGAUUCAUCUGAGACAACUAUGGUCAAGAAGAAAGUGGUCUUCUGCUCCCUUAAAGAGGCUCUGGAAGUGGACUGGAGCAGCGACAAAGCGAAGGCCGCUCUGAAGCGCACAACUCCGGAUUACUUUCUCCUCCAAGUGCUCCUGAAGUUCCGCACGGAUAAGGGGAGAGACCCCAGCUGCGAUACCUUCGGGGAAGAUUCCGAGCUGUUGCUCCAGAUUCGUAACGAUGUGCUCGACUCCCUGGGUGUGAAUCCUGACCUGCUUCCCGCAGACUUUGCCAGGUUCUGCUUCUCCGAGAUGGCUCCCGUGUGUGCGGUGGUUGGAGGCAUCUUGGCCCAGGAGAUCGUGAAGGCCCUGUCUCAGAGGGACCCGCCUCACAACAACUUCUUCUUCUUUGACGGCAUGAAGGGAAGCGGGAUUGUGGAGUGCCUCGGCCCCAAGUGAACCCCGACAUGGCAGCCCUGGAGAUGCCGGCCCCCCCGCGUGCCUUCCCGCGUCCUCCCCCCUCGGGCAUCUCCCGGCGAGAGAAGAGAAGUCAUUGCACCAGCGCAGACCCUUUCCGUGAACAAUGAGGCCGUGCACAUGUGCUGCUUGCGAGCACCGGCAGCUGCUGCACACGAGGGGCGGGGGCUGGCCGCCUCCCUCCUCACUGCGCAGGACUGUUCCCAGCUCCGCCGAGCGGGCAGCGCCCUCCGGCACCUCUGUCCUGGUGCCGUCCUGGCAUCACCACACCUCUGGGUACCGCCAGGGAGGCCUGCCCGGAGCCUCGCCGCCUCCUCGGACCUCUCCGCCUGAUGUCACCCGAGGGAGCCCGGCCUCGGGGGAGGGAGGCCGGGCCGAUGAAACGCGAGUGGAACCGCAGUCCGAAUGCAGACAGGUGCCCUGAGAGGAAAAGCAUGGCAGGCGGGAUGUGUUUCCUCCGGAGUGAAAUCCUGCAAAACAACAGGUGGCAUCUGGUGCGCUGGUCCUGGUGUUAGCGGAGGAUUAGCCAUCCAGCCUGGGCUGCGGGACGGAGGAAACGGUACUGGUCCUCCAGGGCUUUCGGGCGAGACCUUGCAAGUUGGAUGUUAGGAAAAUGUUAGGAAAACUGUAAAGACAGAGGCCAGCGGGCCACUGGGCGGGAGGAGCCUGUUGCGUUUAAGGCUGUGUCGGUCCUUCGUUACCCCUGAAUGGCAGCUGUUUGUGUUUUUUAUAUUUUCUAGAUUCCCGGGUCCUUGGAAAAGGAGUGGUAGAAAUAAAGUUAUUUGCUUUAGGA
This is a messenger RNA of Pipistrellus kuhlii (Kuhl's pipistrelle), 1928 nucleotides long. RefSeq names its product SUMO1 activating enzyme subunit 1 (gene SAE1). Lineage: Eukaryota; Metazoa; Chordata; Mammalia; Chiroptera; Vespertilionidae. Gene Ontology annotation, molecular function: SUMO activating enzyme activity. Bases 77 to 1117 code for a protein of 346 amino acids. The transcript has 9 exons. Gene Ontology annotation, cellular component: SUMO activating enzyme complex; cytoplasm. The record is from RefSeq and is a predicted model, not a curated record. Gene Ontology annotation, biological process: protein sumoylation.